This is a messenger RNA of Astyanax mexicanus (Mexican tetra), 1354 nucleotides long. RefSeq names its product NSE1 homolog, SMC5-SMC6 complex component (gene nsmce1). The transcript is spliced from 8 exons. Bases 107 to 919 code for a protein of 270 amino acids. The record is from RefSeq and is a predicted model, not a curated record. Gene Ontology annotation, biological process: DNA damage tolerance; double-strand break repair via homologous recombination. Gene Ontology annotation, molecular function: ubiquitin-protein transferase activity. Gene Ontology annotation, cellular component: nucleus; Smc5-Smc6 complex. NCBI's taxonomy places the organism in Eukaryota, Metazoa, Chordata, Actinopteri, Characiformes, Acestrorhamphidae.
CGGAGCGGAAGGAGCGGAAGUGUUUGAGCUGCUGCAGGUUCGCGGCGGCAGAUUGAAAGCAGUUUACAAAGUCCUGCUGCAGGCAAAAAAAAAAAAAAGUUUCAUAAUGUCCCGACCAAUGGGAGACAGCCAUAAGCGGUUCCUGCAAACGUUAAUGAGUAAUGGGAUCAUCAGCAGCAUCCAGGCCAAAGCACUUCAUCGACAUUGCUGUGAAACCCAUGGAGCGCAUUAUUCAGCAGAUAGACUGGAUGAAUUCAUUGAUGUCAUCAAUGCUAAUCUCCAGCCGAUGUUCAUGUACAUCAGGAAAGGCAUGUCAGAAGAGGAUGGAGUUCAGUAUUACGCCUUGGUGAACACUGCCGAAACUGACAUAACAAGGAUGUCCUCUGAUUAUGCUGAUAACGAGCUGGAGCUGUUCAGGAAAACGAUGGAUUUGAUUGUAGAUUCAGAGAAUGGUGCUGCCUCCUCCACUGAUGUGCUGAAUUGUGCUGACAGUCUCCAGACAAAGAAAAUGAAGAAGAAGGAGACAGAGCUCGUGCUGAAUAAGUUUGUUCAGGACAAAUGGUUAAAUGAGAAACAAGGUGUAUACACACUGAGCACUCGCUGCAUUAUUGAGAUGGAGCAGUACAUGCGCCUGAUUUACCAGGACCUCAUCAAAGUGUGUCACGUCUGCCAUAACGUUGCCAUCCAGAGCCAAAUCUGUGAAAACCCAACCUGUGGCAUCCAGAUGCACCUGCCUUGUGUUGCCAUAUAUUUUAAAGGACGCAGUGACCCUCUCUGCCCUGCAUGCAACCAGUUCUGGGCUCAUGAGAUUCCAGAAAUUUCACAGUCCCAGUCAGGGAGAUCACAGAGCCAGUCUUCACCUGCAGCACUGGCUCCCACACCGUCCACGUCCUCCACACGCCGCUCCAGAAGGUCCUAGUGCUGAGGUAGAUACAGCUACAGGCUACAACGUUGCAGUCAGAGUCAGUGAGUGAUGAAACAUCAAGAAAUGCUCUUAGUGUACACAGUUUAUUUAAAAUACUUACUGGUAACUAUUAGAUGUUGCAGGGAUAUGUUUUAAUAUUAAAUAUAAAACUAGCCAGUGAGUGAUUUGUCAUGAGGGUUUGCAUUGUUCAGAGUUAUUAGAAGUCAGAUGUUAUUGUCAAUUGUUAUAAAAGUCACUAGGGCUGCACAAGUCAUAUCGCAGGACAUGCAAUAACUUGUGCAAUGUCAUUCAAUUACAAGUACAGCUUUUUCGCCGUUUGAUAAAGAAAAAUACACACUUCAUUUUAACAAUAUCUACCAGCUUACAGACUGUAUCAACCCAGUUCACAGGUUGCAUGGAUUUAAUUUUUUGGAUUUAAUUUUUUUUUUU